This is a messenger RNA of Drosophila ananassae, 4256 nucleotides long. RefSeq lists its product as uncharacterized. Bases 1364 to 3409 code for a protein of 681 amino acids. Gene Ontology annotation, molecular function: inositol hexakisphosphate kinase activity. NCBI's taxonomy places the organism in Eukaryota, Metazoa, Arthropoda, Insecta, Diptera, Drosophilidae. The transcript is spliced from 5 exons. Gene Ontology annotation, cellular component: cytoplasm; nucleus. The record is from RefSeq and is a predicted model, not a curated record. Gene Ontology annotation, biological process: phosphatidylinositol phosphate biosynthetic process; inositol phosphate biosynthetic process.
AGCAUUUGUCAUGUGUCUUGAGUUCCGAAAUCGCCAAUUUUUAAUUGAUUCGUACUUUUGUUUUUGUACUAACUCGCAACAAAGAACUGCCAAAAUUAUGAAGCCAAAACCAAUCAACCAAUAUGCGUUUGCUCCUCUUGUAUCGUCCCUAGAUCAAAGCCAAAAUCGCAUUCGAAUAUCAUUUAAUUUAUAGUUUUUUUUUUUGCUCUAAAACUAUAUACGCCUUAAAAAUAUACAUAUAUGUGAUAUCCUUAGUUCGUAAGCUGUUUAUUGAAAAUGGAAAAAUAAAAACCGAGCACAAAAAAAGAAAAUUAAAAAAAAAAGAAAAGAAAAAUAAAAUGAAAAACUGACUGAUGAAAAAAGACUGAACCAUAUACAAUAAAUAUGUAGCUAACAUUAUAGCCUUAAAGUUAUGUAAUACAAGAGCUAAGAUCGAAAAUAAAAAAACCGAAAAAUACGUUGUAGCUGCCACAUGCCACAGAACAUUCUCUGACUCGACGGCCCGAACCAGAGACCAUUUCCGAUCAAAUCCCUCUUAGUUAGUAAAAAAAAACAGACAACAAUGGGUAAGUCGCAAACCAAAACAAACCAAAAACCAAAUACCAAUAUCAAAUUCAAAUCAAUACAAAAUACAAAAAAAAAUCUAUCAAAAUAUUAAACUAAAAAUCAAGUAAUGAGUCCACAAAGAUUGUACAGUUUUUGCCAGGCGAAAAUUGUACAAUUUCUGGAAAAUGGAAAUUAAAUGAUAUACCAUCUAUGUAUGUAUGUAACCUACUACUGAAGCACCCACUCCCGAUCCCAUCUGGAUCGGGGGGCGUGUGCCAUCCCCACUACAUAUUCGCUCUAUGCUCGUAUUAUCCAAAGGUUCGAGGUGCCUGCUGCCCGACUGACAGACCCGCUCGAGAUCUGCCGCCGAACCAAGCAAACCUCUCACCGAACCGUACUGACACUGAAAUCCGGAGUCCGGAGUCCGGAACGAGUCCUCCUCCAACCAGCUCUCCCGGGAAAGCCCAUGAACAGCGUAAAGCAAUUUAAUUUUUUUUCCCGCCAUGAAACAGAAACAAAAUCGAGUCUCUUAUUUUAUGUGUUUGUUCAGAGAACGCACCUCCAUUCCCUCAAACGUGAAAGGUGAAAGUGUGUUGUUGUGUGUAGUCGUCGUCGCCACCUCCGCUCUGCUCUGCUCCACUCCACUCCACUCCGCUCCACUUCUGCUCUGCUCCACUCCGCUCCGCUCAGCUCGUCUCAUCUAUAUCCCUAGUGAUCCUUAAGCGAUCCAGCUAAUAUCGGUUUAGAAUGCAGGCGAGCCAGAGCCAGAGCCCGAGCCAAAGGCAAUGCCAAGACCAAAGCGAAGCGAAAGGGCGUCAUGCAGGCCACCACCAUGGGCGGAGCCAAGCUGGACAAGCGCUACUCACCCAGUUUCCGGGAGGAGGCGGCCGCCGUUCCCGUUCGCAAGAUGAGCGCCUCCAAGAGGAAGCGGGACGAGGUGCUGAGGAUGAAGGUUCACAAGAAUGGCCAGGCAGCUGAUGUCAUCAAGAGCAUCUCCCAACUGGACAACACCAAUAAGCAAUAUUUCCUCAUGCUCGAGAACAUCACCUCGCAGUUCCGCAAUCCCUGCAUCCUGGACCUCAAGAUGGGCACUCGCCAGCAUGGCGACGACGCCUCGGCGGAGAAGCGCUCCAAGCAGAUGGCCAAGUGCGCAGCCAGCACCUCCGGCUCCCUGGGCGUGCGUCUGUGCGGGAUGCAGACCUACCAGGCCGAUCUGGAGCAGUAUGCCAAGCGAGAUAAGUACUGGGGCCGCGAGCUCAACGAGGGAGGAUUCAAGCAGGCUCUGCACGACUUCUUCUACAACGGCUUCAGGCUACGAGUGCGCGUCAUCCGGAAGAUACUGCAGCGGCUGCUGCAACUGCGUCGCGUGAUUGAGAAGCAGUCCAGCUACAGGUUCUACUCUUGCUCCCUACUUAUUGUGUACGAAGGCUUCGAGGAGAACCCGAUGGCCCAUCCGCCGUCGAUGAGCAUGGACGAGUGGCCGGAGGCGCCCAAGUCGGCAACAGUGCCCGGCACUGUCUUCGACUAUCAUCCAGAGAACAGCAUAGACGAGGAGGACGACCUGGAGGACGAGGAUGGGCACGAGGCCGGCGACGAACUAGAGCCCCAUGACACUGACGAGGAUCUCCAGCUGGUGGCUGCGGACAGUGGCAAUGCCUCGGCAACCAACAGCAGCACCGGAGGCGAUGGCUGCAACUACGAUGCGGAUGCCUCCAACGAUUCCAGCUCGUUGCUCAACCUGGCCACUCGGCGGCACCUGCACAAGCGAGGAUUUGCGGAGGCGGCAGCCCGAGGUGUUAAGCAGACGGGGGCCAGUAUCACCACCACCGACGAAGAGGACGAGGAAGAGCAUCCGGCUGCCAUGCCACCACCGCGCAGCUGUGGGGUGAUGGCAGCCAAGGCGGCGGCAGCAGCAGCGGCAGCGGUUUCUGCUCCAGCUAGUGGGCUCGCUGGGAAGGGACCGGGCGCAUUCAUUCCAAUCUCCGAGGAGACAGUAUUCCUGGACCCAGAGCCAGCUCUGCCUAGCGUGACGACCUCAUCGCCACAUUCCGGUGACUCAUGGAUGAACUACAGCAGCAACAGUAGCGACGACUUCUCGGGCCUGUCGGAGCAGAUCAAGGCGGUGGCCAGUGGACGGCAGACGGGCAACAACAGCAGUGAUGACGCCAGCUCGGACUACGAGAGUAGCAUCAUCGGGCCCACGGAGGCCAUGUUCAAGCGCUACAAGUCGCAGCAGUCCUUUGAUGCUGCCUCAGCUGCUGCCGAGUCCGCCUCUUCCCCGCCCCUCACUGCCGGAAACUCCAGCAUCUCCAAUGGCACUGGAACCGGAACCGCCACCGCCCGCUCCCUGGUGUCGCCCGCCUCCUCGAGCGCCUCGUCCCUGAAGUCGGUCAAGGGUGCGGUGAAGCGACUGCGCUGCAAGGAUGAUGACGAGCAGGCCGCGGCUCUGGGAGAGUGCGACUCGCGCGAGGCUAAGAAAUCCACGAUCACCUCGACGCCUGUGUCGGCAGUAUCCUCGCCGGCAAAGACCUCCAACCCGCACUCGCACUCCUCCCUGCUGGCCGGCUUGCUCCUGGACUCGCUGGAGAACAGCAGCGAGCAGCUCGCCCCCCGCAAUUCAGCCUUGCUGCAACAUAGCUCCAAGUCACUGGACAUGUCUGCACCCCCCACAGAUGACUCCCAGUGCUUUGUGGACGUUCGCCUCAUCGACUUUGCCCACACAGCCUUUGUGCCGAGGAACGGCAGCAUGCUGCCCACUCCCGUAGCCGCGCCGGUGCACCAUGGACCCGACGGAGGUUUCCUAACCGGGCUGGAUAGUCUCAACCGUCUGCUCAACGAAAUACUGGCCGAGGAGCGGAUCUAAACACUUAAAAAAACUGGAACAAAACCCAAAAAAAAAAGGAAAAAAUUGAAAAUGGAAAAAAGAGUAGGGGGAACCUGGGGAUCCUGGGAAAGGAACAGAAGUUAAGAGUACAAUUUGAUUUCAGAAUACCUAAAUUGUUGUAGCAACAUGCGUUAAAUUAUGAAACUAAAAAUCUGAAACUAAUCUUUAGAAAUUCGAAAUGUGAUUCAAGCAAAACCUAUUUAACAACCGGAUAUAAGCCCAUAUAACUUUUAACUUUUAACCAAAACAAGUAAAAUUAAGCGCAGGGUGGAGCCUGUUCCCCUGGAAUUACCGCAGCAUUUGUGGACAACCAGAAGAUGAAGGAUAAUGUAAAAUUGAUUUGUGAACAAGACGCUUCCAAAACCGUAGUAGAGAGUUAGUUUGAUAGUUUGAUAUUGUUCGUGCAUUCUGCAUUUCAGAUCCAUACGUUAAUCGGUGAAAGUGCAUAUUGAGUUGUAACCCUUUGUUAGAAUUUCUAGUGCUGCCCACGGACGGAUCGUACGUUUUAUACCUAGCCAUUACAAAAAUAAAAAAUUAAAAAAUCAAAAAUGACAGACCAACAAACCGACAGCGUGAAAAACAGUAUUUCGUUCUAUGUAUCUAUAUGCUUAAAUUUUCAACCCGUUUUCUUUCCAAUGUAGUGACAAAAGUUACAAAAACCAGAGUUUACCAUAAACUAUCUAUUAAAUACAUGCAAAAACACAUUUUUUAAGUUAACGAUUAAAGAGAGAAAAGCUAUUAAUAUAUAGAUACUACAUAUAUUAUUAUUACUUAUUGUGUAACUAGAGAAUUAAAUGGAAAACGAUUUAUGUAUAUUUUCACUUAA